Populus trichocarpa (black cottonwood) is the source of this 1954-nucleotide messenger RNA. RefSeq names its product berberine bridge enzyme-like 21. The record is from RefSeq and is a predicted model, not a curated record. Lineage: Eukaryota; Viridiplantae; Streptophyta; Magnoliopsida; Malpighiales; Salicaceae. Gene Ontology annotation, molecular function: oxidoreductase activity; FAD binding. The transcript has a single exon. Bases 156 to 1763 code for a protein of 535 amino acids.
CCAUUUUCUCCACCGAGUUUUCCAUUUUGAAUUUUCUCUUAAAAAGACGUUAAUCCUUUCCGAGCGUUGAAGAAGACAACACUUAUUUUCCUUUAAAUACUUUCUCUUUGCUCAACCAAAACCCACACAAAGAGAAUCAUUCUCUUAAUCUCACAAUGGCAGAACCAACCCUUUUAGCCUUUCUUUUACUUCUUCUUGUCUUCAAUGUACCGUCCGGUUCUUUCUCUGCCACAACUAAUGAUGAAUCAGUGUAUGAAUCUUUCCUUCAGUGCCUAGAAAAAAAUACAAAUCCCCAAGACAAAAUCUCAAACCUUGUUUACUCACAAUCCAACGCAGCUUACACUUCAGUUUUAAGAGCUUACAUAAGAAACGCACGUUACAAUACUUCGGCAACACCGAAACCACUUGUCAUUGUAACUCCAACUGAAAUAUCCCAUGUUCAAGCCACAGUUAUUUGCACCAAAAAAGUUGGUUACCAGCUCAAAAUCAGAAGUGGUGGACAUGAUUAUGAUGGGAUUUCUUACAUUUCUGACACACCCUUUUUCAUUCUUGACAUGUUUAACCUAAGGUCCAUUGAAGUGGAUAUCAAGGAUGAGUCUGCUUGUGUUCAGGCAGGUGCUACUCUUGGUGAACUCUACUAUAAAAUCUGGGAAAGCAGCAAGGGUUAUGGUUUUCCUGCUGGGGUUUGUCCUACAGUUGGUGUCGGUGGGCAUUUAAGUGGUGGGGGUUAUGGCAAUAUGUUGAGGAAAUAUGGGUUGUCUGUUGAUAAUGUGUUGGAUGCACAGAUUGUUGAUGUUAAUGGGAAACUUCUUGAUAGGAAAGCAAUGGGGGAGGAUCUUUUUUGGGCGAUUUGUGGAGGAGGAGGUGGAAGUUUUGGGGUUAUAAUUUCUUACAAGAUCAAGCUUGUUCCGGUUCCUAAGACAGUUACUGUUUUCAGAGUUGAAAGAACACUUGAUCAGAAUGCUACUGAUGUUGUUUACAAGUGGCAAUUUGUUGCUCCUACAAUAAGCAAUGAUCUUUUCAUGAGGAUGCUUUUGCAGCCUGUGACAAGGAAAGGUAAACAGACUAUUAGAGCAUCAAUUGUGACAUUGUAUUUAGGGGAUUCUGAUAGUCUCGUGGCUUUACUGGGAAAAGAAUUUCCUGAGUUGGGAUUGAAGAAGGAGAACUGUAACGAAACAAGCUGGAUUCAGUCUGUGUUAUGGUGGGCUAAUUAUGAUCUUGGAACAUCACCAGAUGUUCUUCUUGACAGGAAUCCUAAUGAUGCCAAUUUCUUGAAGAGGAAAUCAGAUUAUGUUCAGAAACCAAUUCCAAAAGAUGGGUUAGAAUGGUUGUGGAAAAAGAUGAUUGACGUGGGCAAGACUGGAUUGGUUUUCAAUCCUUAUGGUGGUAGAAUGAGUGAAAUUCCUGCCUCGGCAACGCCAUUCCCUCACAGGGCAGGCAAUUUGUAUAAGAUCCAGUAUUCAAUGAACUGGCAAGAAGCUGGAAAGGAAGCAGACAAGAAAUUCAUGACUCAAAUAAGGAGGCUUCACAGUUACAUGACCUCAUUUGUUUCCAAGAAUCCAAGGAGUGCAUUUUUGAACUACAGGGAUCUUGACAUUGGUGUUACGGUGCCUAAUAAAGAUAGUUUUGAGCAGGGUAGUGUUUAUGGUUACAAGUAUUUCAAUGACAAUUUUGAUAGGUUGGUGAAGGUAAAGACUGCAGUGGAUCCAGAAAAUUUCUUCAGGAAUGAACAGAGCAUCCCUACUCUACCAAGAAAGGCAUAGAAGAUUUCAAUAGUGCUUAACCGAUCGGUUAGGUAAAUGGUUUGUAAUGGAAAUAAUUUAUAGCUCCUUUAUUUUAAUUUAAAGGCUACAUCAUUGCUUUUUGGUGGAAUUAUGCCCUUGUAUCAUUAUUGUUCUUUUCUUUUUAUUCCUAUAAUUUAUAAAAUAAAUGUUCUAGACUCCCUUUAGAGUAA